CCAGCGUGGUCCACAAGUGUUGUGUUUGCAUUAGUUUUUGCACAAAACUGCUGCGUCGACCAUCUAGGAUGAGGUCGUUUGCGCUAUUGACUAUACUUGGCUGCCUCUGUGCCACCCUAGUUCUAGCGGAUGAACCUGUAGCAGCGCGCGAGAAGCGCAGUCCGGCGCCGUUCUUCUUCAACAAGGGCCACGAUGACCACCACCAUCAUGAGCCGAAGUGUGUCUGGGAGAAGAAACUGGCCUGGAAGGAGGACUGGAAGAAGGUAUGGGAGGUGAAGAAGAUCGAGGUGUGGAAGUCUGAGUGGAAGAAAAACCAGAUCCCGGUGUGGAAAACCAUCGAAGUGCCGAUCUGGCGGGAGGUGAAAGUGCCCGAUUGGAAGAUCAUCAAGAAGCCCUACUGGAAGGAAACGGAAAUCCCAGCGUGGAAAGAAGUACAGGUGCCCGACUGGAAGAAGGUGACCAAACCGGUGUGGAAGGAGAUUCAGGUUCCAGUGUGGAAAGAAGUUCAGGUCCCCGAAUGGAAACAAAUCUGGGUACCAGACACCGUGAAGGUAGGAAUCCCCGGUGAGAAAUUCCUGGGCAAAGACGAACACGGCUGGGAGUACACUAGCCACGACCUGUGGAAGAAAAAGAUGGUCUGGAAGCCUAUCUGGAAGAAGGUUUGGAAGACCGUCAAGAAAGAGGAAUGGAAGACCGAGAAGAAGCUGGAAUGGAAGGACGAAUGGGUUCAGGUAUGGCGCAAAGAUAAACAACAGAUCUGGGUGAAGAAGAAGGAGGAAGCGUGGAGGGAGGAGAAGAUCGAAAUCUGGCGCAUCGAGAAAAAGCAGGAGUGGGCUACCGAGAAGAAACUGGAAUGGAAGGAAGAGUUGAAGGAAAUCAAGGUCCCAGCCUGGAAAGAAAUUCAGGUACCCGCUUGGAAGAAGGUGUGGAAACCUGUAUGGGAGAAGAUUUGCGUCCCAGUCAGCCACGGAUGGCAUUAGGCUACCAGUGUACCAUAGCGAACUAGGUUUUUUAAAUUUAAUUAGUCUUUUAUCUGUAAUCUGUUAAGCUCCUCCACUUAAUAGGUUUUCUCAACCUACUGCCUCAACGUUUACGUUACGUAACACACAUUAUGACACACGAACUAAACACAUCUCUUUCUUUAGCUAUCAGCGUAAAUUUCUUAUAUUGCGUCCAAAGAAACAGAGUGGGAGCAAGACUCUGGACGCAAGAGAGUCGGAAUACAUUGAAAUAUUUGUGUUUUAUUUUGCUCAAAGUUACUCCACGACGCCAUAAAUGCGCACCGUGAACCGAGCCUCAUCUCACCAGCGAAUGUUACUCAUCUUUUUCACGAUGCGUUGGAUAAUGUUUCCACACUUCCCGCGGUUUUCAUGUACAUACUUUCAUGCAAUUAGUCUAUUAUUUCACACCACUUUCCAACACAAAGUACUACUUCCAACACCAGCAAAAAUCUUCCCAUCCCCCACGUGAAAACCGCCGCAUUCGGAAGAAAAUGAAAUAACAAUUUCCUACAUUUGUUUUCGACGAAAGAAACUAAUUAUUUCUUCGCGUCGAUUUCCCAUUUUGAUCGGUGAUUCUGAUAUCCGGAACGGAUCAACAUUAAAGACAGUUGGAAAGCAUUGUUCGGAGUUAAGCAAACUAAGCUUUCCAAAAAGUAAGUACACCAGCAUAAAACCAUCCAACUCAUUAACGAAGCAAUAUUGUUCUUCAACUUGCGAACCCGUUCAACGAAAAAAAAUUAAAAUAACCAACUAGGGCCAAACAGAGACACUAACGCAGAGAUAAACCUAAAUCCCCAACAGAAAAAAAAACUUCCAAAGUUCCCAUAGCUCAUUUUUCUCUGACGAUAAAAUUAUUCCACAAUGGCCACGGAAAAAUUCCGACUGACUUUUCUCCUCACCUCGUUAAACUGAGACUGAUACAACUUUAAACGGAGCACAUAAAAUCAAGCCCGGAAGCCCGGAAUCAAGCGAAUGUGUUGGGUUGUGUUCCGCUCGCUAAGGAAGGUUGAACGCAAAAAUGGGAAAUAGGUUGAAACAUCAAACCAUUUCUUAACACGUAUAUGUUGGGUACGAAACGAAUUAGGGAGUAUCGAGAGGCAUGCGGGAAAAACCGGUGCAUAAAACGAAUAUUGGUUACACACACGAAUACACACACACACGCGAAUCGCAUAGUUUUUCACAGCGUUGAGACGGAAAAUAAGGCAGCGAUCAUCGAGUAACUUCACCGUAUGAUUUGUUUUUGUAUAUUUUCAUACAAAUACAUAAUUAUAAAUAGUGUGCGCAACAUCGAACACUAUCCAAUGGUAACUCUUAUGAUUUUUUUGGUCUAAUGUUACUGUCACGUUUUUUGUUUGUUUUGUUUGUUAUGAGAACCUUUUUCACUCCACGAACGUGAGUUGUUUGAAACUGUACAUAUUAAGCGUAACGAGUUAAUUAAUUUUGUAAAUAGUCUUUCUA
Molecule: messenger RNA, 2459 nt
Organism: Toxorhynchites rutilus septentrionalis
Lineage: Eukaryota; Metazoa; Arthropoda; Insecta; Diptera; Culicidae
Product: golgin subfamily A member 6-like protein 25
Exons: 2
Coding region: 69-980 (303 amino acids)
Source: RefSeq, a predicted model, not a curated record